AUGGUGAAAGGGUCACCAAUCCCCAUCCGUGCCAUGCCUGAGCUUUCCAACAUCACCUACACCGGAGGGAGCCAUGUGCUGUCGGUCCAUUGUCGAAGUUCUGUGAACUCAAACGGAGCACGCAGCGGCCUCAUCGAAGUUGAUAGCUUCAUCUCCAACUGGCGGCAACUGGACUGCCCCGUGCACGAGCAGGAUGGCGUUUAUUCGGCGACUUUCCAGCCAGACGAGCCAGGGGAGUGGAGUAUAGCUGUCAGGCAUAGUGGAGAGCUCAUACAGGGUGGACCGUUCACAUGUUUUGUCUUCGAUCCUAAUGGAGUCAAGCUGCUGGGCAUAGAAACCCCAGCCAUACCAGAGAGUAUCUUCAACUUCGACAUAGACGCUCGAGGCACUGGGGGUUUGGGUCAAAUAGUGGUUGACAUAGUCCAGGACAGGCACUCUCUACCCCACACCAUUGAGAGGAUAGGAGAUGCUCUCUACCAUGUCUCACUACACACACACAGACCCGGAAAAUACAGGAUAUAUGUGUAUUUCAACGGUAAUCCUGUCAAAGGAAGUCCAUUCCCGUUGAGAGUUGGAACCAGAGAGCAAAUCAAAGCAGAACGUCUGAGUGAGAAAUACAGCAGUGAUCGCCAUACUGAACGUGUCAUAUCCAACAACUUACCACAACUCAGUGACUCGAGUCACCUCGCCUCUGCUGGAUCGAGUCAGUUCGCCAGUGAACUUGACUCGAGUCAGCUCUCCAGUCAACUUGACUCGAGUCACCUCGCCGUUGCUCGACCGAGUCAACUCACCAGUCAACCUGACUCGAGUCAACUCGUCGAGUCCGCUCGGUUCGCUCUCCGCUCGCCGACCUAUCGUCACUCUCCAGUAAACGGGCAUUACAGGGUGUCGACAAUGUUGUCGAAUCUCAGUCAAAGGCGAGAUUCGUGGGAUGCACUUGUUAAAACACAAAACACUGUCAACGAAAUCGAUGCAGAAGUGAGUGGAGAUGCUCUCCAUCUCAUUCCAGUGCGUAGGUCUGCCUCUUUCUACAUCAAUUCUGACGCUCCUUAA
Molecule: messenger RNA, 1053 nt
Organism: Nilaparvata lugens (brown planthopper)
Lineage: Eukaryota; Metazoa; Arthropoda; Insecta; Hemiptera; Delphacidae
Product: filamin-A-like
Exons: 7
Coding region: 1-1053 (350 amino acids)
Biological process (GO): actin cytoskeleton organization
Molecular function (GO): actin filament binding
Source: RefSeq, a predicted model, not a curated record